Messenger RNA from Strongylocentrotus purpuratus (purple sea urchin), 339 nucleotides. RefSeq lists its product as uncharacterized. Bases 1 to 339 code for a protein of 112 amino acids. Lineage: Eukaryota; Metazoa; Echinodermata; Echinoidea; Camarodonta; Strongylocentrotidae. The transcript has a single exon. The record is from RefSeq and is a predicted model, not a curated record.
AUGUAUGUCCUGUACCCUCUCAAGUAUGUCGUAUACCCUCUCAAGUAUGUCCUGUACCCUCUCAAGUAUGUCCUGUACCCUCUCAAGUAUGUCGUAUACCCUCUCAAGUAUGUUGUAUACCCUCUCAAGUAUGUCCUGUACCCUCUCAAGUAUGUCCUGUACCCUCUCAAGUAUGUCCUGAACCCGGUCAUGUAUGUCCUGUACCCUGUAAUGUAUGUCCUGUACCCUCUUAAGUAUGUCCUGUACCCUCUCAAGUAUGUCCUGUACCCUCUCAAGUAUGUCCUGUGCCCUCUCAAGUAUGUCCUGUACCCUCUCAAGUAUGUCCUGUCAAGUAGAUAA